Numida meleagris (helmeted guineafowl) is the source of this 1106-nucleotide messenger RNA. RefSeq names its product transmembrane protein 50A (gene TMEM50A). The record is from RefSeq and is a predicted model, not a curated record. The transcript has 7 exons. NCBI's taxonomy places the organism in Eukaryota, Metazoa, Chordata, Aves, Galliformes, Numididae. Bases 172 to 645 code for a protein of 157 amino acids. Gene Ontology annotation, biological process: late endosome to vacuole transport via multivesicular body sorting pathway; protein targeting to vacuole.
CGCAUUACAGCGCAUGCGCAGAAGUUCCCGUUCGCCGCCCUCCUGCGCGCAAUGCGCUUGCGCUCGGCUGGCGGAGGGGAGCAGCUGAGCGCCGCGCUUGCGCACUGAGCGCGUCGGCGGAGCGUCGUUGCUGUGCGCUGGAGGCGGCGGGAGCCGUGAGAGCGCUGAAAGAUGUCCGGUUUCCUGGAGAGCCUGAGGUGCUCGGAGUGCGUGGACUGGGGGGAGAAGCGGAACACCAUCGCCUCCGUCGCCGCGGGAGUGCUGUUCUUUACAGGUUGGUGGAUAAUCAUAGAUGCAGCUGUAAAGUACCCUACCAUGGAAGACUUCAACCAUUCGUAUCAUGCCUGUGGGGUCAUAGCCACCAUUGCGUUCCUAAUGAUCAAUGCAGUGUCUAACGGACAGGUUCGGGGUGACAGUUACAGCGAAGGCUGCCUAGGACAAACAGGUGCUCGGAUUUGGCUCUUCAUUGGCUUUAUGAUGGCUUUUGGCUCUCUGAUUGCUUCCAUGUGGAUUCUGUUUGGAGGCUACGUUGUUAAAGAGAAAGCAGUUGUAUACCCAGGCAUAGCUGUUUUUUUCCAGAAUGCAUUCAUCUUUUUCGGAGGACUGGUCUUCAAAUUUGGCCGCACGGAAGAUCUGUGGCAGUGAGCACGCUCAUGGAAGUGCAUUGGCCACAUCGUGUUGUUUCUUUUUUUUUUUUUAACUGUGGACCCUGGAGAUUUUAUAAAAACCAUUUUGUAUACGGUGAUCUUCAAUUGUGUCCAAAGGUAAAAACGUGGAGAAGUGGAAUCACAGCGCUAAAACCCCUGGUUGUGUUUUUAUUUGUUUUUUUCUUAAGAAAAAACCAAAAACCGGUUCUGUUGAUUUAAAUGUUGUCAUGUUUCUGACCUGUAGAACUGCUACAAGUAGCAGUGGAAGUCACUUUUGUAUGAUGUUUGCUAUAAGUGGAUAGAAUAGUGGAAGAUGAAUGCAUUUAACCGUCUAACACUCUUUCUAUGGUAUUUACAACCCAAGACCUACUAAAAAAAUGCUUUAAAACAACUUUUUAACGUAUAUUUAUUAAGUAUUUCCUAUAUCUGGGCAAUAUAAACAAUUCUUCAAUUUCAAAA